AUGGGUGGCGAUCUGAAUUUAAAGAAAUCAUGGCAUCCGUCGCUGCUCCGCAAUCAGGAGCGCGUGUGGGCGGAAGAGAAACGAGCCCUAGAGGAACGCAAACGCAUCGAUCAACUCCGACGUGAACGGGAAGAAGAGCGCCAGAUUCAAGAACUACAGCGCUUGCACGAAUCUUCGGGGAAAGGUCGCCAGCUGAAUCGGGUCGAUUGGAUGUACCAGGCGCCAUCGAGCGCAACAGGUCACUAUGCCGAAGAGAUGGAGGGAUACCUAUUGGGCAAGCGCCGUAUUGAUGGUAUUCUACUCAAAAAUGAUGAGAGCAAAAAGCUGGAGAAGGGAACUGAUGUCGUGGCGGCUAAUGUCGCCCCGCCACCUGUGAAUAACCCCCGUGACACCAUGGCGAAGGUCAUGGCAGAUCCGUUGCUAGAGAUCAAGAAACGCGAGCAGGCUGCUUAUGAGAAUAUGGUGAAGGAAUCGGUGAGACGGAGUCGGCAUAGCGAGCGCGGUGGGGACCGUGACAGGGAUAGGGAACGCCGUCGAGACCGUGGUGACCGAGAUCGGAGUCGCGAUCGGGAUCGCAGCCAUAGACGCUCGAGACAUGGAGAUGAUGAUGCGCAUCGCUCUCACCGCCAUCGAUCACAUCGUCAUAGGUCUCGGUCUCCCCUGUCGCCAGAGCGCUCUGACAGGAAGCGAGGGGAUGAUCGAGAUUACAGAGAUGAGAGAGAUAGGCGAGAUGAUCGCAGAGAUGAACGCAGAGACCGUGAUUGGAGGGAUGAUCGUCGGAGUGAGAGAGACCGCAGAGCAGAUAAGGACGACGGAGACCGACAUUCCAGCAGAUACAAGGACCGUGAUGACCGAUAUGACCACUCCACACGGCGAAAAUCUUAUGAAGAUCGUUCGCCAUCUCCUCGACGCGGCAAUCAUUACUCUGAUAGACGCCGGACAGAGGACCGGAGCAAUGGAUAUCACAGAGACUCUCGAAACCAUGAUCGGCCAGAAUCAUCCUACCGAGGCAGCGACAGGAGAGAUAACAAGGAACCCAGAGACUCGAAUCCUAGGGAACGGGCCUUGCAUACUAGAGAUGAACCUGCUGAUAACAAAGAAAAGGAUCUGGAAGAGGAACGCAAAAGGAAGCUGGCUGAGAUGAUGUCCAACGCAGACGAGUUGGAACAAAAGCGUCUUCAGCGCAUUGCCGAGGUCACAGCUAUGGAAAAGAAACAGCGCGAGUCAGACGAAAAGCAGCGGUCUGAACGAGGCCGCUUUGUUGGUCAGCUCCAUCGUCAGCUGCAGGAGGAUAAUCUGGACGAUCGGAUUCGACGCAGUCGUGGUGGCUUGACAAAGAUGGAGGAUUAA
Molecule: messenger RNA, 1350 nt
Organism: Aspergillus viridinutans
Lineage: Eukaryota; Fungi; Ascomycota; Eurotiomycetes; Eurotiales; Aspergillaceae
Gene: cwc25
Product: U2-type spliceosomal complex subunit CWC25
Exons: 2
Coding region: 1-1350 (449 amino acids)
Biological process (GO): mRNA splicing, via spliceosome
Cellular component (GO): U2-type spliceosomal complex
Source: RefSeq, a predicted model, not a curated record